Molecule: messenger RNA, 5855 nt
Organism: Oxyura jamaicensis (ruddy duck)
Lineage: Eukaryota; Metazoa; Chordata; Aves; Anseriformes; Anatidae
Gene: TTC34
Product: tetratricopeptide repeat domain 34
Exons: 13
Coding region: 314-3760 (1148 amino acids)
Molecular function (GO): protein binding
Source: RefSeq, a predicted model, not a curated record
UUAAUCACAGAGGGUUUUUUUUUUCCACUCUCAUUUGAAUGAGAAAGAAUAAGGAUGUAAAGAAAAGGCUGAACUUCAUAGCUGGCCCUAGCUUAAAGGCUUGCCAUCAGUUUAAACACACUUAAAAACAUUCUAGGUUACUAAAAAGCAAGGGUUUUACCCAUGAUAGGGUAGGUAGGGUGCCCCACAGACAGCCCGGGCAAGUAACUCAGGCCCCUGUCACGCUGAGGGUCACCGGGCCCCGUUCACUCCUCCUCAGGUACCAGCUGCUUUCCCCAGCCACCCCCUCGCGGGUCAUACAAUCAUAGGAUCUAUGUCACAUCCCAGGAGGCGACAACGAGUGGAAACCAAGACGGAAACCAACCCCCCCCCCCCCCCCCCCCCCGUCCCUCCCCGGGUCGCCGGCGGGCAGCCCUGGCCGGGCUCCGCUCGGAGGGGCCGCCCCGGGGCCCUCAGGCCCGGCCCCUGCCAUGUUUGCAGUCUCCAGGCAACAGCGCGCCCGGCCGGCCCCGGCCGCCUUACCUUACCUCGCAUCAGGGGAAGCGAGAGGCUAGCAGCUCCGUCGGACGCCCGCUGUCAGGCUCUAGUUGUAAAUGCUGAUGUGAUGCUCCUUGGUGAAGAUACAGGUGCUGAAAUGUCACCUCAGAGGCUUGCCACACUGCUAUGUGAAGAAGGGGACCACCAUCUAGCCCAGCAGGAGUUGCCAGAAGCCACUGCUUUCUAUUUGGCUGCCUUCAGCUGCAGUGCCCCCAUGGCUGUGCAAAAAGUGAAUUCCCUAGACAAAGAGCUCUGGGAAAAAGUGGUAGCCACCUUGGAGAUGUGGUGCAAAGACAAGAGUCAGAUUCCCAAGAUCCAGAGCAAGAACUUGGACACUGUGUCCCUCAAAGUGGAAAUAGCUGCUGCCUUUCUCUCCACCAUAAGUCCUGACAAUGUGGUGUCCUCGGUAUAUAAACUGGAGACCCUGCUCAGACGAGGAUGCUCAGAGGAGGUGGUGAGUAAAUGCAGUACUCUGCUCCAGGCUAACCCAAAGCACUCGAUGGAACUGCUGCUGCUGAGGGCGUUGGCAUGGGUGCUGUCAGGGGCACAAAUAAGGAAGGGAGUUGUGGACUAUCUCGAAGCAUUUAUGAUGCAUCGUGCUGAGGCAGUGGCCUACGUGUGUACCAGACAAAGAGAACACCUGCCACAGAUCAUCCAGGCCUUCUCUAAUUUUCUCUCAACAUGUCAGAAAGAAAGCCUGGAUUGUAGAUCCUUGGAGCAAUGGCUGGGCAACUGCUAUGACUUCCUGUCAGCAGUGGCACCAGAUGAUAUCUGCAUUUGCAGGAUGCAGGCAGAUUACCUGUUUAAGAAAAGCAAAUUUGAAGAGUGUGUGGCAGUUUGUAGCAAGGCCAUUAAGGGCUUGUCAGCAGGUAAUAAUCUCAGAGAUGAGAAAGCUUUGGGUCUGCUAUUGGAACGGGCUGCUGCAUAUUUCUUCUUGGGUGGACGGAUGCAGGAAAUGAUCCAGGAUUUAGCAGAAGCCUUUGCAGCUACCCCUGCCCAGGCAAUGAAGCACUUUGAAGAGCUUUUCUCACCACCUGAUACUGAGAAGAUAGAAGAACAGGCUAGAACUGUCUUGGAGGUGAAAUUUGCAGCAUACAGGGAGGCUGUGCGUGCUCGGCCUGAACUCAGAAGCAAUCAUGGUACUGAACUUCUCCCUUCCAUAAUCCAGACAGUCCAGUUCCUCCUGCACAUCUCCCCAGGGUCCAAACGUGAGCUCAGUGUUCGGCUGGCAGACUGCCAUCUCCUGCAUGGACACAUCAGAACUGCCCUGGAAAUCUGUGACCACCUCUUAGCAGCAGAGCAGAAAACUUAUUACAAUACUCUCCUAGCAUUGCGAGGAUUCUGCUGCCUCCACACUCAGAACCAGCAGCAAGCUCUGCAGGACUUUCAAAAAGUCAUCGAGCAUGAUUCCCCGCAUCCUAGCAGUUGUAUUAAAGCCUUAUGUGGGCGUGGACUUAUCCGGAUUUCUGGUGGCAGCCACUACUUGACAGCCCUGGAUUAUAUUACAGCUUGCCAGCUGAAGCUGGAAGAAACCAUCUUCACAAUCAAGUCCUAUGUGCCGUGGAACCAAAGAGGACUGCUGCUAAAGGUUCUCCAAGAAGAGGGACAGAAGAUGCUCCAGAAGAAGAGGGAUGCCCUUGGGGUUUACCAGCUGGCUUCUCUCUUGGUGGAACUAGAUCUUUCUGAUGAAGCAUCACAGAUUCUUUGUGCUGAUGCUUUGUACCAGAUGGGCUGGGUAGAAGAAGCUCACAAACUACUGUUACUGGCACUCUCCAGAAAUCCACAAAGAUCACCCAUCCUGGCUAGACUCGCACUUCUGCAAUUGAAGAAGGGUUUCUUGUAUGAUGGCAACCAGCUGCUAAAGAAAGUGAUCAAAAUUGGUGAUACCUCCUGCCUCCUGCCAAUCAUGGACAUUUUCAAAGAUGAAGAUCGGAAGCUGAUGGAAACUCACUGCCGUUUCAGAGCACUGACCAUCCUGAAGAACAAACAGAAGGAUGCUGACAUCAAAGAGGCCAUUGCCUAUCUUUCUUUUGCCAUCAUUGCUUCAGGUGGCUCUGCUGAAGACUGCCUCCUCAUCAGGGCUCAGUGUUAUGGGCGCCUUGGUCAGAAGAAAACUGCUAUUUUUGAUUUUAAUGCUGUCCUAAAGGAGGACCCUGGGAAUGUUCAAGCCCUGAGUGGACGUGGAUUCGUUUACCUUGCUCUGAAGCAGCAGAAGGAGGCAGUACAAGAUUUGAUCUCAGCACUGAAGGCAGAGGCAGGCACAGUGAUCCCAGCAAUAUUGUCUUUAAAGCAUGAAGCCCGGGAGUUGAUCGCUCAGUGGCUUCUUCAGCAUGGCAGGACUGUGUUAGCUGAGCUUGUUGCUACUAAAGACCUUUCAAAGGAACGAAGGACCCUCAGGGACCUCCUCGUGAUUGCAGGGGCACUAAUCAAAAUUUGCAAGGAUGCACAAUAUCACAUCUUCUAUACAGACGUUUUGACUGCAAAUGGAAGGUAUGAAGAGGCCCUGGUUCACCUUCAGGAAGCAUUUGACCACUCUCGUGCUGAUGAGUUUGCUAACGCAAGACUGGCUGUGUUGCAGCUGAAGAAGAGGAAUAUGCCAGUGGCAGCUCACUCAUUCAGCAUCCUAGCUAGGAAAGAUGAAAGGGAGCUGAGGUUUCUCCUGAACUUCGUAGAUGCUAAGCAACAGCAGCAUCUCUCUCAGGUAGCAGUGCAAGAAGGAAAUGUGUUGAUUAAAGAAUAUCGCUAUGAGAAGGCUCUUGGUUAUUUUACCCUGGCUAUCUUGACAAGCAAAGAUAAUCCAAGAUACCUCCGACAGAGGGCUGCUUGCCUUAUGCACCUGAAAAAAUAUGACAAAGCUUUAAAAGAUAUGGAGAAAGUAAUCCAGAACCAUGGCUCUAACAGUCUGAGAACACGAGUUCAGGACCACUGUUCAAAAGGACUCCUGCUACUGUCAGUGUCAGAGGAAGAAGCAGCAGUUAAGCAGUAUAUUGAAGCACUGCAGUUGGAUGAAGCUAUAGCAUUGUGCAGCAUCGUGAAUGGCCCUGGCAGUGAAACUUUAGCCAGAACUUUUCAUAAGAUUGCACAAUACAAUUUUGAAAUGCAGCAUUAUGAAGAGGCCUGGAAAAUCACUGAUUAUGGCCUUAAAAUUGAUAAAAAUAAUCCUGAACUUAAGAAACUGAAAACAAGACUCAAGCGAGAGGCAUCAGGCUGUAGCAUACAUUAAUUUAUCCGUUUGGGAAUUUUCCAGUGACUGUUUUUUUCUUGUUUGUUUGUAAGGCUGCAAGAAUAAGGGAAGGACGAGGAGCUCAUGAUAAAUAUGGAAUGGAAAAUGGCACUGAAUGUGUAACAGCAAGACUAGAAGUAGAAAAUUUCAGAUAGUGAAACAAAACUGACCAAGGGAGCUACGAGAAAAAGGCAAAUGGCAUUCAUUAUUCAGUAUUCUUUAAAAUUAUUGUGGAUGUGCAGAAGCCUUGUGAAGAAUGUGUUUCUCUGGCUAAACUGAAUAAUUAAUUCCCUAACACACUGAUUCCAAUCAUAGUGAAGGAAAGCAGUCAAGUAGCUUGCAGUUUAUGAAAUAAUAACCACGUAUUUCCUUGCUACUUAUCUGAUAGUUUUAACACAUACUGCUCAACUAGCUAGCCUUAUUUUUGUAGGCCAAAAUGUUUGCUCAAAAGUGACAUUUGUAAUGUGUUUUUAAGUUGUGAAACAUCACGUGCUACACCAGUUAAAUAUCCCACUCCUGAAUGGAAGGAACUGCUGACAUAUUCUAAUGGAUUUACAAUAAUCAGCAGCAAUGUAGGGAAGCGGGGCAGUACAAAUGCAAAGCAAUCUUUUCUAAUGUCCCAGGCAACAUAAGAUGAAGGAUGAGAUCCAGCAGAGAUGAAACAUCCAACCUAGUGACUAAUACCUUGCUUUCCGGGGGACAGAGACAGCUGUACUAUAGACAGACUGAUGAAUCUGGAUAGAAGAAACUCCAGUGAUCACUUCUACAUGUUGCUUUAAGGUUAAGCUGCAAUUUGGAAGAUUAUGCAGCUUUGAGAGGCGUUACUCAUUCUGUGCCUGCAGCUGAUGGCUGAAAUUGUUUUCAGAAGAAACUAUUGUAAUACCUGUUCCUUGAAAGUCUCUUUUGCAACACACUUCAGGACAUUCUUACAGCAUGCUGGUGUAAACGUUGGAUAACUACAAAGAAUUCAAGCAUAUUUAUGAGUCAACACUAGCAUAAUCAGGAAGGGAAUGUGGCCUGAUCAACCCAGGUCAACAGUGGAACUGGAUACCAAUUUGAAACCUACAUUCAUCCCAAGGAAAGCUUCAACACCUGUAGUUUAUGCAACUCUGAGCUCUAUGCAGAUACUAACAAAUAUCCCUUUGCUCCCUCUGAAUUUAAUUCCUUUGAAGUUUUCUUCAACCUCAGCAAUGCACCAGCGAGGCUGUAAUAAUUGCAGUUAAUCUACGUGGGGAGGCAGAGAAGCUGAAAGAAGACUACCUUGCUGCACCUUGUCACCAGGACGCCAAAGAAUACUGCAGACCUGCACCUGCCUCACAGAAGUGUACGUCUCUGACACCCCGAGUACAGGAGCAGUGCUUUGUUUGGUCACUGAAGUGCCUGGAGGGCAGAAGACGAGGAUGAUACCACCGUUUGUAGUGUUCAGCGGUUGAGAAGCAGUGAGGACAGGGUCCAUUCCUGAUGUAUGGCACCUCCAGCAGUUACUCUGUGAAAGAACUGACCGAAUCUCUCUACCUUCUAUGCUGCAGCUCCCGAUACUACAGCCACCUUCCACACAAGCACCAGCUCAUUCAGAACACAAGUUCAGAAAAUCUUCAGCCUGAACAAUGCAAGUCUUCCAGCUUCCAUAAGUGUCCUGACCAUCAGUGUGCAUGCAGGAAGAAGCUACACAAACUACAUGCCUUGUACAACUGAAAAACAUUCUCCACCAGGCAGAGAUCCUUGUGUUCUUAGGCUCCUCUUCAGAUGGAGGGAUGAGAAUAGCUGCCUUCACACUUGACAGAAGCGUAAGAUAACUUGAUGCUGAAAUAAAGGCACAUUCUCACACAGGUUUUAAGGCAGAGCACUGACUAGAAGAAGAGGCUCAGACUCCUGGCAGAAGAAACUGGCAUUCAUUGUUUCCUACCCCAUUCAGGGAGACAGGUCUGGGCUCAUAUUCUUGGAACAUUUUGUUUGUACGUUCCCAGCAAACAGGACUGCCUCAAAGAAAUCCCUGCUUUUCCCUCAGCACUUCCUCCUUCCUUCUCAACGCACACCUCUCCGGUCAAGAGGUACCAACCUUCAUUUCAUCUGGGUAGCAAUAGCUUCGGCAGGA